GGGUGGGCAAAGGCAGGGGAAGAAUCACUCCAACUGUUUUGGAGUCGAAAAGAGUCCUGAGCUUUAAGGAGACAAAACUAAUUUCUAACAAAAAGCGCAGCUUUGAGGAUAAAACUGUGGCCUGGCGUGGAUCUACAGCUAUGGAUGAUCAGGAAAACCAGAACACAUCAGAAACUAACAGUAAGAUGGACCCCCAGACUCAAAGCAGGGGUCUAACGACCUCAUGCAACCCCAGUAACGAGGAGGACUUUGUGCUGCUGGAAAAAGAUGAGACUUGGAUGUCGUCUGAAGCAGAAAGCAGCAGCAAAAAAGAAGGUGAGGAUUCCGAUAACUCCCGCAACGACAAACUCCCACAACCUUCCAGGCGUACUCCUCGAGACGGGAAUAACGAGAAGCCCAACACAGAGAGGUCCGAUACUGUCGGAGCAUGUGCUGAGAGCUCACCCGGAGACUGUUUGAAGAGGGAAAUGGGUCAACAUUUGGCUGAACUGACAGGCAGCAGGUGUCAGCUAAAAGGAGUAAGUCAUGUUGCCUGCAGCGAGACAACUGGUGGAGGGACUGCAGAGACAGAGCAGAACACUGGUGCUCAAAUCAAACAGGAGCUAACACACAGCAAGCCUAAAGACCAGCAAGUGGCUCAUGAGAACAAGUUUGCUGAAGCGGUGUCCUGGAGGUCUAAACCAGGGGUGUCAGGUCAUUUAUUGAACACCAGAAAAGAUGAGAGCCAGUCUCACUCUUCCCGGUCCACAACUCCUCCUUCUGUAGCGCCCCAGCUGCACUCAUUUACACUGGAACAAUGUGAAGCAAUGCCUCGUCCUCCCCUGGCAGGAAACACUGAUAGGAAGGUACAGGUGGCCUGCUUAAAGAAAGAGAGCGAGCUCGUUUGCUUCUCUGCUGUCGUCACUCCUCCACCUUUAACUCAUCUGUUACCGAAGAAAGACACCAACACGACAGAGCCCAUGCCUGCCUCAUCCGGUCCCAACGGUGACCUGAUGCCAUCAGAAAACACUAAAGUCAAGGGUCCCCCGCCUCCUGUCCCCAAAAAGCCCAAGAACCCCUUUGUAAAGCUCAAAACUGCACAGUUAAAGUCUACGGAUGUGCAAAGACGAGACAAAGAUCAUCUGCGUUCAGAGGAAAGGGUCAAAAGGAGACACACUUUUCAUUUUAACAAAGAUCUUCCAUGCAGCAAGCCUACAAAUCAGGACAUGUGCUUGCUGUGGAAUGAAACAGGCACUUACAUCGUACCGGCCAACGUUCGUCGACUGUCUGCUGACAUCAGAUCGUGGGACCAUCUGUCUCCCAGGCGUAUAGAUGACCAAUUUGGAGACGUGGUUGAUUUUGAGUACUGUGUGCGAAUGGCAGAACUGUCUCCAGAGGAUGAGCCUCAAAACUUGGACAUGUUGCAGAGACGAGUGUUCUUAGACAGACGAUCCAAGCGAAGCUGGUCAUCUCCUCUUGUAAAUACGACAACAGAGGCCUUUCACAUCCCUGACGAUGCACCUAAUAGUGACUUCCAAAGUUUAAAAUGUGGCAUUUCAGACCAAAAAGAAACUGGAUUCUUAUCUGAAAGAAUGCAGAAGCAGGUCAGUACAGCUAACAAUGGCGACUACGGCUGUCACAAAAAUUUGACGAAUCACAGCAUCAACCGAGACGUGGGACGGGGUGGUGAGGUGGGUUCCUACAAGCCCGUGGCGGAAAUUGUCAAAGAGGCCAACCAAAUGCAAAGACAGCAGAGUCGGGUCAGACCUGAGGCACCCAAAGCUCCUGUUCGUUUGGCAGAGCAGACUCCGAGUUCGACGGUAUCCCAAAUGAAGAGCACCUUUGAUGUCCCACAAAAGUCCAAGGAGAGACCAGCAGAUGUCCAGACAUAUCCGACAAAGAAAGAAAUGUCGCGGCGAGUCGUGCGACAGAGCAAGUUUCGCCACGUGUUCGGCCAGGCUGUGAGGAACGACCAGUGCUACGAUGACAUCCGUGUGUCCCGGGUCACGUGGGACAGCUCGUUCUGUGCCGUCAACCCCAAGUUCGUCGCCAUCAUCAUCGAAGCGAGCGGAGGAGGAGCCUUUCUCGUCCUUCCUUUGCACAAGACUGGUCGUAUAGACAAGGUGUACCCAACAGUCUGUGGACACACAGGCCCGGUGUUGGACAUCGACUGGUGUCCUCAUAAUGACCAGGUCAUCGCUAGUGGCUCGGAGGACUGCACGGUCAUGGUCUGGCAGAUACCUGAGAACGGACUGGAAACGGCCCUGUCAGAGCCUGUGGUUGUGUUGGAGGGUCACUCCAAAAGGGUCGGUAUUGUGUCCUGGCAUCCGACUGCUCGCAAUGUUCUCCUGAGUGCAGGGUGCGACAACCAGAUCGUCAUCUGGAACGUGGGGACGGGAGAGGCCAUGAUCAACCUGGAAGACAUGCACCCUGACGUCAUCUUUAGUGUCAGCUGGAGCCGCAACGGCAGCCUGCUGUGCACCGCCUGCAAGGACAAAAAGGUCCGAGUCAUCGACCCUCGUAAAAAGAAGAUUGUGAGGGAGAAGGACAAAGCCCACGAGGGAGCUCGGCCGAUGAGAGCGAUCUUUCUUGCAGAUGGAAAUAUUUUCACCACUGGGUUCAGCCGCAUGAGCGAGCGCCAGCUAGCCCUGUGGAAAUCUGAUAACAUGGAUGAGCCGAUAUGUGUUCAAGAGAUGGACACCAGUAAUGGAGUUCUGCUGCCCUUUUAUGACCCUGACACUAACAUAGUCUACCUGUGUGGAAAGGGCGACAGCAGCAUUCGGUACUUUGAGAUCACCGAAGAGGCCCCGUUCGUUCACUACCUCAACACCUUCUCCACUAAAGAACCCCAGAGAGGAAUGGGUUACAUGCCCAAAAGAGGCCUGGAUGUCAACAAAUGUGAAAUUGCAAGGUUUUACAAAUUACAUGAGAGAAAAUGUGAGCCGAUUAUAAUGACAGUCCCACGUAAGUCUGACCUGUUCCAGGACGACCUGUACCCGGACACGGCCGGCCCCGACCCCGCCCUGGAGGCAGAGGAGUGGUUCGCGGGCAAGAACGGAGGCCCCAUCCUGAUCUCGCUCAAAGACGGCUACGUCUCCACGAAGAACCGGGACCUGAAGGUGGUCAAGAAGAACAUCCUGGAGAGCAAGCCGGCGCCGAAAGCGGAAAGCGUCCCCACCAUCCAGAAGCACACGCCCCCACAGUCCUCAGCAAAAAUGGAAGACAAACUGGAAGAGGUACUCCGAGAGUUUAAGUCCCUCAGGGACCGCGUCAUCCUUCAGGACCGUCGGAUCGCCAGACUCGAAGAGCAGGUUGCCAAGAUGUGAGACGCAGCGUCUCAUUUUGGGAACCCACCGGCCAAAUUCUCAAGAUUCAGCGAGCUCGGCCUCGUCACGGAGGACGAGACCGAGCUCACAUUCCAAGAUGAACUUUAUCGUUACUCAUCAGCCCUCCCGUUUUACUCUCACACACUCACACACAAGGGAAAGGAAAACUCUCUGAGCUUGUGUUCACAUUGGAAGAAAAGACGUUUUAGGACAUUACUUUUUAUUUUUAAGUUGUGGUCAAACAUUCUUACAGUGGUUUGCAAAAGUAUUCAUACCCCUUGAACUUUU
Molecule: messenger RNA, 3593 nt
Organism: Austrofundulus limnaeus
Lineage: Eukaryota; Metazoa; Chordata; Actinopteri; Cyprinodontiformes; Rivulidae
Gene: coro1cb
Product: coronin, actin binding protein, 1Cb
Exons: 11
Coding region: 141-3305 (1054 amino acids)
Biological process (GO): cell migration; actin filament organization
Molecular function (GO): actin filament binding
Source: RefSeq, a predicted model, not a curated record